Molecule: messenger RNA, 1341 nt
Organism: Acanthosepion pharaonis
Lineage: Eukaryota; Metazoa; Mollusca; Cephalopoda; Sepiida; Sepiidae
Source: the annotation of a GenBank genome assembly
AUGGCUACAGUCACUGAGUGCAUGCAUGCGAACUUUGAUUUGGAACCAUUUAGCGCCACCAAUUUCUAUGAAACUGACCCAAAAACAACUUUAACGAUGACACAAUUGAAUACCUUUAAUGAACACAACCAUCCUCUUCUCCAAAACAAUACAACGAAGAACAUAUCCGAUACUUUUGUCGAAAAAUAUAAAUCUGAACUUCGCUAUCUUCAAAAUCCUGUUAAAAAAUGGGCAAAUUUACGGCCGGAAUAUUGGACAUCGUACGACGUGAUUGACUGGUUGUAUUAUUUUGCCGAUCUGAAUGGUAUCGAUUGUAGUGUGUUCAGAGCGGAAGCUUUCCAAGACAAAAAUGGUCAAGAUUUGUGCCUUAUGAACCAAGACCAAUUCGAAGAGUUGGAUCCAAUUUACGGCAAACAAAUCUAUGACACUUUUCAACAUAUUCUUCAUUCAUGUUCAGAGACGCGUUUACCAUUGUUGAACACCCGAAUUAUCACUUCUCCAGAGAAUUCUUAUACGGAUCUUCUAAAUGCGAAUAAUUUUACAGAUCCCAUUUCCAUGUUAGGAAGUCAUAACCUUAACAACCAGGCGACACUGGUAUACAACCAGAAUAAAACACCCAGUACCAAGUGGAUUAAUCCUGUCUACACCAACAAUAGUUAUGUCCACAAACUGGAACCGAGAACCCACACAGAAGAAUACGACAGUACAGGAUCAGAAUCAGUGCAAAGUUCCACCUAUUCUUCUUCUUCAUCAGGAGAAUGCAGUCCACAGUAUUGCCCUCCACACAGCAUUGCAUCAACGCCGCAUGUCUACUGUUCUUCAGUGUCUAACGAUUAUACCUACCAUGCAAAUCCUAACAGUACGAUCUCUCAAGACAUUUCAAAUCAAACCAACAAACGCAGCGUCAUCGCCUCAAAUUCCACCGCCGUCUCUGAACGAAGACAAACGAGAGGAAGGCGUUCUGGUCAAGGAUCAAAAGGAACUCACCUCUGGGAGUUCAUCCGGGACCUUUUGCACGAUGAGAAAUUUUGUCCGGGUUUAAUAAAAUGGGAAGAUCCAAAUAUGGGUGUAUUCCGAUUUGUCCAAUCAGAAGCCGUCGCUCAGAUGUGGGGGAAAAAGAAAAAUAACACAUCAAUGACAUACGAAAAACUUUCACGUGCCAUGAGGUUCUGCAGAAGUGCAGGAUACUUCGACUCUCUUCCAAAAGCGAGUGAAGAACAUUUCUCAAAUAUUAGGUAUUACUACAAACGAGAGAUUCUUGUUCGUGUUGAUGGCCGGAGAUUGGUGUACAGAUUUGGUCCUCGGUCUUAUGGCUGGAAAAAAAAUGUGCGUCAACUCUAA